AUGACAGGAACUUCUUCAAACUUGAUAGUUGCUGUACGAGUUCGACCGCUUAACAACUCGGAAAAACAAAAAAAAUACUUUCAAUGCGUAUUUCAAUUAGAUUCAAAGAGAUUACUAUUAGUUGAUCCAGAAAAGUAUGAGAAGAAUGUGUUAAGACAAAACAGACAACACGAAAGGCAAUUUACAUUUGAUUAUACAUUCGGUCCUUCUGCUACUCAAGAAGAUGUUCAUACAUCAACAACAGGACCAAUUAUUGAAGCUGUCGUUAAGGGAAUUAACGCAACUGUUUUUGCAUACGGAGCUACAGGAUCUGGUAAGACGUAUACGAUGCUAGGAACAAAAGAAAUACCUGGAUUGAUGACGUUGUUGACUCAAGCGUUGUUCGAAAAUAUAGAUAUGGAUGAGUUUUCUGUUCAAAUGUCCUACCUGGAGUUGUAUAAUGAGGUCAUCAGAGAUUUGCUUAAUCCCAAUAGUGGCACAUUGGAAAUGAUGGAAGAUGAGCAGGGUAAUGUACAAGUUAUUGGAUUAUCAUCAGUUCGUGUAAUGAAAUUGAGUACGAUAAUGAAUCUAUUACAAGAGGGCAACCUUAGACGCACACAAGAGGCCACUGAAGCCAACAAAACAUCUUCCAGAAGCCAUGCAGUAUUGCAGGUGAAUUAA
Messenger RNA from Auanema sp. JU1783, 660 nucleotides. The record is from the annotation of a GenBank genome assembly. Lineage: Eukaryota; Metazoa; Nematoda; Chromadorea; Rhabditida; Rhabditidae.